CUGCAAUUUCGCACUUCACAUGCCAAUGAGAAUGCGCCUGACAUUUUUCGUGUGUGAGUGAAGUUACCUCAGUUGGGCAGGAACCACGGAACGGACACGGUAUGUGGUAAUAAAGAGAGGGCAGCGAAUUCCUCCAGACGAUUUCAGCAUCACAUCUUAAUAUUACAUCCGGAGAAUGAACCACGUUUGGUAGAGAGAGCGACAAACACCACAAGCUGGAGAUACACUAGGUUUUUUUUUUGGAUCCACGCGAGGCCAUUGGAUCCAGGUAAUUGUGACAAGAUGGCCCAACAUAACACUGUUGCCGCCGGCGAAGACGACGAAUUUGCCCUCCUAUCCCACCAAUGGAGCCAGAUCACGACCGGGCUCCGCGCGUUGUUGAGGGAGACGAAGAAGGGGGUUGUUUACCUGUUGACGUCUAGGACUGUUCAGAGGAGUUUGAUAUGGUCGAUUUUGCUACUCACCGCGGCGGUCAUACUAUAUCUUGUUGCUGCGGUGGUCUACGUGGCCUCUUACUAUGUUUACCUGCCCAAACAGGUGCAUGAGCAGGAGGUUUAUCUGCAUUAUGGAUACGGCCAAAACCCGGUCGCGUUAACAAGCCUGAAGCUCCUCCCUGACCAACCGUACGAUAUAUCGGUUUCGUUGACGCUGCCUCUGACGCCGGAGAAUAUAAAGAGGGGGAAUUUCAUGGUGCUGAUCCACUUGCUGGAUACGGACCUGACGGAGCACACACCUGCUGGGGGGGCGGGGAUGUACAAUCCUGUUGUGUUGAUGGAUAAGACGACCGGGCAGACGGAUUUGGUGACGAGUCUCAGUUUGGGGCCAUUGAUGAAGUCCUCGACGGUGUUAUUGACAAGUGCGAGGCCGGCAAUUAUUCCUUAUACUGAUCCGUUGGUUUCGUUGGCGAAGAGGAUAUUGUUUUUGCCGUAUCACAUGUUGUUUACGCAACGGGCGGAUGCGACGAUGUUGAAGGUGAAGAUGGUGGAGGCGAUGGCUUUUGGGAGUGGGAGGGGUGACUCUUGGUUGAGAAAGGGGCAGGGACAGGGGGAGAAGAUGCCAAGGAGUAUGGUGGUGGAGGUGCAGGCUGGGCAGGGAUUGGGGGUAUAUGAAUGCCGGGUCGAAAUUGUGGCCAGGUUGAGGGGAUUGAGGUGGGUGAUGUAUGAAUGGCGUAUCCUGUCGUUUUUUGGAAUUACGGGGCUGUUUUGGGCGGUGGAGAUGGGGUGUUUGGCGUUGGGGAUUCUACUUCUCGGGGGUAUUCGUGGUAGCGAUCAGCAAAAGCAGAUUGAAGACUGGGAACCGAGGCAGGAACCGACGCUGGAACAGAGUCUGAUUAAGGAGGAAGAUGAGAUGUCGGAUACAGAAAGAACAUUUCCUACUGGGACGGGAGAACCGCCGUUGAGGUAUGAGAGUUCGUCGGGGCUGGAGGGGAAGAUUAAGAAGGAGGAAGGCGAGGGGGGAUUGGACCUUUUAAUGACCAAAUUGCCAGAUUUUGGUGAACAGGGGGAUGAUGAGGAGGAUGGGGAGGGGAGCGAUUGGAAGGACUCGGGCAUUGGGACGAGUACGAAUUAUAGUGAUGCUGCAAAGGGGGAGGCAGGGCCGAGGAGGAGAAGGGUGAUGUUUUCCGUCUUUUUUGGGGGGGUGGGGAGGGGGAAGGGUCUGAAGGUUAUCGUCCCCCAGUUUAAUGGGAGUUUUACUUUUGAGGUGGAGACGCACGUCCCGGAGAGGACGGCGAGGUGGGUGAGGAUGGUGUUGAUGGAUCAUUACAAGGGGGUGGAGACGAUGGAGGAGAAGAUUGGGAGGGCUCGUACCAUUGAUAGGACGGUGGAUCAUGGUAGGCUUCCUGAUGAGAAGACUCGGUUGGAUAUCCUACGGAAGGUGUCGGAGGCGAGUCAUAAAAUGUGGUGGAAUGUUGAGAUUGGGAUCAAUGCUCCUGGCCCGGGCAAGGUGUUGAUUCUGAGUGAUGGGAGUGUCAAGCUGUUUGGCUUUACUUGUGCGUUUGUGUACAGAUGGGUGGACCAGAAUGUUUUUGCUCAUCCUAAUCACGGUGGAGAUAAGGCGAUGAUGGGCCUACCCGCGGAGAAGUUGAAGCCUGAGUCGCCGAUUAUUCGGUGCUGGCCUGAUAGAGGGACAGGUGCCCUCGGUCCGGAAGGUGCACUUCGGCGGUGGGUUCCCGAGAGGUAG
Molecule: messenger RNA, 2181 nt
Organism: Podospora pseudopauciseta
Lineage: Eukaryota; Fungi; Ascomycota; Sordariomycetes; Sordariales; Podosporaceae
Exons: 4
Coding region: 283-2181 (632 amino acids)
Biological process (GO): lipid droplet organization; lipid storage
Cellular component (GO): endoplasmic reticulum membrane
Source: RefSeq, a predicted model, not a curated record